UAAAAGCAAGAUACAAAGCUGGCCAAACAACACAAACCACAAACCCCCACUCACGGUGAGUGACUCUCUCUGUAGAAUAAGCACGAUAGGGUUUCUUCCUCAAAGCAAGCCGAUGGAAAAUUGCGUCUCUCUGGCUCGUAAGUCUUGAUUUGGAUUUGUGCACCCUCUUCGAAUUUGGGGACCAAGAAGAGCUCCUCUGCAAUACCAAUCGAUAAGCCUCUCUGGUCAUGGAUAGGGAUUGGAUGUAUUCACAAAAUAGAAUCUCCCCAGAGUACCGAGAAAAAGUAAAUGAGUUUUUAAACUAUUCAUACAGAGACAAGGAUAUAAGCUCAUUGAUUUAUUGCCCCUGUAAGGAUUGUGCAAAUAGAUUUUAUGUAAAUCGUAAUGAGGCUUAUUCACACCUCAUAGUCCGUGGAUUUACAUCAAGGUAUAGAUGUUGGAUUUAUCAUGGUGAGACUAGUACUCCGAUUCAAGAGAACACAAUGGCCACAGACAAUACACAAGUGCACACGAAUGACAGUAUGGUCAAUAUGAUACACGAAGCAUUUGGUGUUCCCCAUGGAAUCGAUUCUGGUGCUAACACUGAGCAUGGCAGUGGUCCAAAUGAAAAAACUAAAGAUUUCUUUAAGCUUUUAGAGGAUGCUGAAACUGAAUUGUUUCCAGGGUGUCAAAAUUUUAGCAAGUUGUCUUUUAUUGUUCGCCUUUUACAGUUAAAAGCCCUCUCGAGUUGGACAAAUAAGUCAUUCACAUUACUUUUAGGAUUACUUAAGGAAGUAUUUCCAGAGUUGGAGAAUAUUCCAGGUUCAUAUUAUGAAGCUAAAAAAAUUGUUGAUGCUUUGGGGUUUAAUUACCAUACAUGGGAUUCAUGUCCAAAUAAUUGUAUGAUUUAUCGUGGUGAAGAUAUAGACCUGGAAAAGUGUUGCAUUUGUGGAGAAAAUAGAUAUAAGGAAGGUGGAAAAAAGAUUGGAAUUAAGAGAGUGAGAUACUUUCCUUUGAAGGAAAGACUACAAAAGUUCUUCAUGUCUUCCAAGACUGCUUCACUAAUGAAAUGGCAUGUAGAGGGUAGAUCUGAUGAUGGUGUAUUAAGGCAUCCGGCAGAUUCUAAAGCAUGGAAAUCUUUUGAUGAGAACAACAAGGACUUUUCAAAUGAUAAACGUAAUGUUCGCUUAGGUUUAUCAGCAGAUGGAUUUAAUCCUUUCAGAACGUUGUCGACAUCUAGAAGCACUUGGCCGGUUAUCCUGAUUCCCUAUAAUCUACCUCCUUGGCUAUGUAUGAAACAACCAUUUUUAAUCUUGUCUAUGUUAAUUGAUGGACCUAAUGGACCCGGAGACAAAAUUGAUGUAUUUUUGCAACCAUUAAUUGAAGAGUUGAUGCUUUUGUGGAAUGAAGGUGUAUUGACAUAUGAUGCAUCUGCUAAUGAGAUGUUCACGUUACAUGCAGCACUGUUAUGGACUAUUAACGAUUUUCCUGCAUAUGCUAACUUAUCUGGAUAUAGUACAAAGGGAUUUCUUGGUUGUCCAUGUUGUGAAGACAAAACUAAGUAUCUCAGGUUGUGCAAUGGAAUGAAGACAUGCUAUAUGGGUGAUAGGCACUAGUUAUUAGUGCCUAAGUGUACAUUUUUAUUAUCAUUUGUAAUAUUUAUUUACUAGUAUUAUGCAAGUUUGUAGUUGUUAGUUUGCAUUUGAUUGUAAUCGUAUUUUUAGUAUUUUAUCGUUUGUUGUAAGUUAUAGUUAGUUGAGCUAUAAGUUUAGGAUAGGUUUGGAAGCAAGAAGGAUGGAAAAACCUGAGUUUUAUGCAAAACCCGGUCGGGUAUGGACUUUACCCGGCCGGGUAUGAAGUGACAAAGGAAACUGCUGCAAAACUAGCAAAUACCCGGUCGGGUAUUCCAUAUACCCGGUCGGGUAUGUCAAAAUACCCGGCCGGGUAUCCGGCAUUAGGUGUUGAAAACACCUAUAAAUAACCCCAUUUUCCUUCACUUUUAAUCACUCCUUCUUCCAUACUCUUAAGCUCAGUUUAGAAUAGUAUUUCUUUUAUAUUUUUAUAGCAUGUUUAGUCUCCAAAUGAGGAGCUAAACUUCCAUUUCUUGGUGUUGCUCUUGAAGCUUGUUGAUUAUUAAAGUUGUGAGUUAUUUUCUUAACUUCUUCCCUUG
Molecule: messenger RNA, 2149 nt
Organism: Cuscuta epithymum
Lineage: Eukaryota; Viridiplantae; Streptophyta; Magnoliopsida; Solanales; Convolvulaceae
Source: the annotation of a GenBank genome assembly